CCGGCGUGCGAGUGCAGAGCUCUGUCGACGCACAGAUCUCAAGCUUUAGGUGCUCCGACAAAAAUGGCGUCACGGGCCCUCGGCCUGCUCGCGGCCGUCGCGGCGGCGUGCAUGCUCGGCGCCGCAGACGCGAAGCUCGGCAGGCUCGUCGUCACCGGCGUGGUGCCGUGCAACACCGGCAGCCUCAUCGACAUCGCCACCUCCCCCGCGUUCCCAAAUGCGGACGUGGAGCUGCGGUGCGCGGGGAGGCUGGUGGCGGGGGCCACGACGAACAGCAACGGGUCGUUCGCGAUAGAGGCGGACCUGACGAGCGCGCUGGCGGCGUUCAUCGGCGGGUGCAAGCUGGUGGUGGACACUCCGCUCAUCAAGUGCAACGCCGAGCUGCCGCCGGUGGGGAGCCUCGUCUCCUACCUGCAGGGCCCGCUCACCAGGCUGCUCGGCGGCAUCUUCCGCCUCUUCCCCGCCGGCUUCUCCUUCCACGCCCACUAAUCCCAUCCAUCCACCCGUCUCAGAUUAAUUGCAGAUCUGCAUGGCUUCUUCUCUAACGACUCUGUAUGAAAAUUGGAUGUAUGGUAAUUUCUACACCAGUAAACUGGUUUGUAUCGAUCGCGCGCCUAUAUGCACUGGAGUAGAAAGCUUAUUGGCUUGCUUAAAGCAGGAGUUGCAAAUGUUUUCUGGUCAGAUGAAUAUACUUUAUGCCUGUAUGGACAAACAUUAUUGUUAUGGACUAAGUUAUAUGUCAAGAUGGGUUGGAUAUGGAUAGUAGUCUCCUUCAAUCUAGGCAUUGUUUGUAUCGUGGGUAUGUAGGAAGAAGAGGUGUCCUCCGGUUGACAGUGGAAUUUAAUGGACGUAUU
Molecule: messenger RNA, 854 nt
Organism: Oryza brachyantha (malo sina)
Lineage: Eukaryota; Viridiplantae; Streptophyta; Magnoliopsida; Poales; Poaceae
Product: phylloplanin-like
Exons: 2
Coding region: 64-489 (141 amino acids)
Source: RefSeq, a predicted model, not a curated record